AUGUUUUUGUGCCUUUUUGAGCGCAUCGGUAGCAUUAAAUAUGAUAAUGGAAUAUUCCAAAAGGUGUACGGUGAUGGAAAUAUCAUUGUCACAGCAUCAGGAUCAUCAAAACAGCAUAUAAAUGGAACAAAACAAAUGACAAAACCAGAAUACGCAAUUUAUCCAUGGGAAAAGAAAUAUGACUGGUGCUCAAAGGUAAGCCAUACAUAUGACGACCAUCCAUUCAUUAUUUUUUCAAUUAAAUCUAAGAAAUUCAAAUUUAAUGGCUACUUUAUUAGAUGUGGCUGCUGCUAUAACGGAUGCUGCUGUGAUGAUGAUUAUAACAACUACUGCUUUGAUUGCUGCCUCUACAGCUGGUCCCUUCAAAUUUCGGAAGACAAUGAAACAUGGCAGACAGUUCAUUCAAUUGAAAAAGAUGAUUCAAUGAGAAUCUGCAACGAAAAACAAUAUCAUUUUGAUAAGGAAUACACAGCAUCUUAUGUUCGUCUAAUUCAAGACAACGCUUGCCCUGGAUACCCUCCAUGCAUUGCAAUCAACAAGUUUGAUUUGUUUGGAAGUGUUGUUGGCGCUAAUAACGAACCAGAAGAAGAAUUUGUUUCAUUCCAUGAUGAUGACGAAGACGUUAGCAUAAUUGGUCACAUAUCUAAGAACGCAAAGUUAUAA
Molecule: messenger RNA, 663 nt
Organism: Trichomonas vaginalis G3
Lineage: Eukaryota; Parabasalia; Trichomonadida; Trichomonadidae
Product: galactose-binding domain-like family
Exons: 1
Coding region: 1-663 (220 amino acids)
Source: RefSeq, a predicted model, not a curated record